AUGGGAACCUACUCUGGCGAUACUGCCGCUGCCGAGGGACUUUGGCCCUUGCAGCCCUCACCGACAGAUUCAGGGUCUUCUCACAACACUUGGAAUGAGAAAGACGAAGCGCAUUCGAAUGCGAAUAAGGGCAUAUUCACCUGCGACAAAUAUCUCCGCGGGAGUGUCCUGGGUCAGGGAGCAUGGUCUGCCGUCUACAAGGUCAAGAGGAUUGCGGACGGCAAGCUUUUUGCUGGAAAGGCGUCUUGCGAUGAGCAGCUGAACCAGGAGAUUGAGAUACUUCUCAAGUUUAGUCAUAAUCACAUCUUGAAAUUUGUUGAACUCCACCAGCAAGGUGAAGCCGCAGGGGCUAAGAUCCUCAUCACCGAGCUUUGUGCAGAGGGAGACCUUGGCGAUCAUAUCUAUCACGUUCCUGGCGGCAUGGGCAAGAGGGAUAUCCUCCUUGUUAUGAGCCAAAUAGGGGAUGCGCUUGCCUUUAUCCAUGAACAGAACUACUACCACUCGGAUGUCAAGCCACGAAACAUUCUUAUCCGCAAAUUGAACCCCAUCUAUGUUGUUCUGGCCGACUGCGCAGACUGCCAACGCCACGAUGGCAAGGAAGACGAUAUUUGGGCUCUCGGAAUCACUUUGCUUAGCAUGAUGGCGCAACUGCCGGAGAUGCGAGUCACACAUAAGAAGAAGAUAUACGACGACGUGUACAAACAUACCAAACGUUGUGCCAAGCAAGCACGAGACCUCCUGGCACUGAAUCCAGACGACGGACUUGUGAAACUUGUCGGAGGGAUGCUGCAUCGCGCGUCUAAGAGGCGUAUUACAGCGGCAGAGUGCAGUCAGGAGGCCAAGAAGCUUUUGGAGCAAUUGGAUAAAGAUGGAGAGGAGUCUAAGGGCAAGGGCACUGAGGGACUGGGAAUUCAAUCGCCCGAGGGGUUCAAGCCUAUUUCUUUUUGGUGA
Molecule: messenger RNA, 951 nt
Organism: Trichoderma harzianum CBS 226.95
Lineage: Eukaryota; Fungi; Ascomycota; Sordariomycetes; Hypocreales; Hypocreaceae
Exons: 3
Coding region: 1-951 (316 amino acids)
Biological process (GO): autophagosome organization; peptidyl-serine phosphorylation; protein autophosphorylation
Cellular component (GO): autophagosome; cytoplasm
Molecular function (GO): protein serine/threonine kinase activity; ATP binding
Source: RefSeq, a predicted model, not a curated record